Molecule: messenger RNA, 199 nt
Organism: Acaulospora colombiana
Lineage: Eukaryota; Fungi; Glomeromycota; Glomeromycetes; Diversisporales; Acaulosporaceae
Source: the annotation of a GenBank genome assembly
UCGAGCAAACCCCCCAACCAACCCACUCGAGGAGGAAGAACCCGUCCAAGAGGACGCUGAAGACCAAGAAGCUGAACCCGCUUCUAGUUCAUCGUUAAGCAGGUCCAGGUUUAGCGCAGAAGUCGACGAAGAAGAAGCGUUCAACCAGAAUGCGUACAUGCUAAAGGGCCCACACGUCGACUCGUUUAUUUCAGAGCAA